Pyrenophora tritici-repentis Pt-1C-BFP is the source of this 2400-nucleotide messenger RNA. Lineage: Eukaryota; Fungi; Ascomycota; Dothideomycetes; Pleosporales; Pleosporaceae. The record is from RefSeq and is a predicted model, not a curated record.
AUGGUGUUCUUACAAUAUGCGGAGCAGCUGCCGGGUGAGUUGCUUCUCAUAUGGCGCGAGCACCGACUCGAAAUACUGCUCUCCGCCCUAAUAGUGGCGACAAUCGCGCGCCUUGUAAUAUAUUCGCGCGACCGGAGAAGGGAGAAGUUAUCGCAAUCACCCGUUCCCUUGUCGCCUGUUGAGAAACAGACUGUGGAACUCAAGCCCGAAUGGCUUCCCGAAUACACUACGACGCUGAGCCCGCCACUUCCCAAUGUCGACAACCACGCGGAAGACGACACGGCCGCGGUGCGUGUAGUUUCCAAAGCAAAGAAGGGUCCCAAGACAGUCAAGGGUAGGAAGACACAGAAGAAGAACACAGCGCCAAUUUCGACAUUCGACCACAAAGUACAUAAGAUUCAGCCUUUGGUCUUCUUCCAGUCACUUUCGGGCACUACCGAGCGCUAUGCUGCGCAGUUCGCCAAAACUCUCACAGAAUGGACCGCCGGUUGCGACCAGUCAGCUUCAUUUCUAGAACCGCAAAUCCACGAUAUCUCGUACAUUGAACACGACGACUUCUUCAUUAGCCCACCGAAAGCCGACGCAAACGUCAAAUACUUCUACAUCAUCCUCGUACCGACGUACAACAUCGAUACUGUUUUGGACAUCUUCAUUGAAGGUCUGCAAGAAACACACAAUGAUUUUCGCAUUGACACGGCGCCGUUAAGUGGAUUGCUUGGGUACUCUGUGUUUGGCUUUGGAGACAAGGAAGGAUGGCCGACAGAAGAAGAGGGUUUUUGCAGUCAAGCGAGGGAAGUGGACAAGUGGAUGGCAAGACUGACAGGUAGAAAGAGAGCGUACCCACUGGGAAUGGCUGAUGUUAAGACUGAGGCCGAAGAACGGUUACAAGAAUGGAGGAUAGGCGUUCAGGAAGCGCUUGUUGAGAUUGCUGAAGGACGCGGUCUAGGUGAAGGAGUUCCGGGUAGUGGCGAUCCAGCUGAGAGCGACGAAGAAGACGUGGAAGAUCUGGACGAUGGAACUGGGCAAAGCACAAGAGUUGAUGAUGUCGAGGACUUGGGUUCCGUGGUAAACUCAUCAUCAGCGCCAAUCCCCGUCGACUUUACAACGUACAAGAAGUCAGCACCCAAGUCCAAACAAGUCCAGGCUCCAAAGGAAAUGGUCCCGACUACUUCUCCUACUCACGCUGCUCUGACAAAGCAAGGCUACAGUAUCAUCGGUUCUCACUCUGGUGUCAAGAUUUGCCGAUGGACCAAAUCCGCCCUCCGAGGCCGAGGUUCUUGCUACAAAUACUCUUUCUACGGCAUCGCCUCACAUCUAUGCAUGGAAGCCACCCCAUCCCUUUCAUGCUCCAACAAAUGCGUAUUCUGCUGGCGUCACGGCACAAAUCCAGUCGGCACAACAUGGCGGUGGGUAACAGACGCGCCCGACCUAAUCUUCGACGGCAUAACAGCCGCACACUACAAGAAGAUCAAAAUGAUGAAAGGCGUCCCCGGCGUACGAGCCGAACGCUUCAGCGAAGCAAUGCGCAUCCGGCACUGCGCCUUGAGUCUAGUGGGCGAACCAAUAUUCUACCCUCACAUCAACGACCUCCUCUCCAUCAUGCACAGUCACCGCAUCUCCACCUUCCUCGUCUGCAACGCCCAACACCCCGCUCAACUCGCCUCGCUCGUUCCUGUAACACAACUCUACGUCUCCAUCGACGCCUCCAACAAAGAUAGUCUCCGCAAGAUUGAUCGACCCCUUCAUCGAGAUUUCUGGGAGCGCUUCUGUGCCUGCCUUGAUAUCUUGAGAAACCGCCGCUUUGAACAACGCACCGUGUUUCGCCUUACGCUUGUAAAGGGGUUUAACAUGGCAGAGGAGGUACGUGGCUACGCAGACCUCGUCGAGCGCGCCCUCCCAGGCUUCGUAGAAGUAAAAGGCGUAACGUACUGCGGCACAUCCGCCGCCGGCUCCGCAGGCCUAACAAUGCAAAACGUGCCCUUCUACGAAGAAGUCGCCGCCUUUGUCACCGAAUUAGAAAAGGAAUUAAACGCCCGUGGUCUACAAUACGGUAUUGGGGCUGAACACGCACAUUCUUGCUGCGUGUUGCUGGCGGAUAAGACGAGGUUCCAGAAAAAUGGCAAGUGGGCGACGCGUAUUGACUUCGAAAGGUUCUUUGAUUUGUGGGAGGGGAAAAUGGAGGGGACGAGGGUGGAGGGGGGCAAAGUGGUAGGGUGGAGGCCGGAGGAUUAUGUGGGGGAUGAGACGCCUGAGUGGGCGCUUUGGGGGAAUGGCGGAUUUGAUCCUAGGGAUGCGAGGGUUUAUAGGAAGGGGAAGGGUCCGAAGACUGAGGAGGGGAAGAUUGAGAGGGAGCUAGAGGGGGAGAGCAAGGUUCAGAAAGCGAAGGCUUUGGAGUUUUGA